AUGGCCAACGAGGUGCUCGACGGGUUGUGGGUGUUCGGUGACAGCUGGUGCACAAUGUGGCUCACGAUGGACAUUUGGAUGUGUACGGCAUCCAUCUACAACCUAGUCGCCAUCUCAGUGGACCGUUACAUUGCCAUACUGAAACCACUCAACUACCCACUAAUCAUCACCAAAUGUCGCGCACGCUGUAUUGUGGCACUCGUUUGGGUGUCCUCUUUCGUGGUUUGCAGUCCCAGCUUCAUACUGGCUAGCCACGAUAAACCACUUGAGGAUUUGUGCAAAUGCACUCCUGCUUAUGCCGGCACUGCUUACAUCAUUUUCAGUAAUUUCAGCGCAUCGUCUAGUUUCUACAUUCCGAUGAUCGUUGUGGUAUUCGUGUAUUUUCGAAUCUAUCUGGUGGCACGUGAUGCCACCAAGAAUGUACAUUCAGGGAUGAUGCCUAUCAACUCCAGCAAUUAUACGGAUCCUCUCCAAAAAGCUACCGACCAAAAUGUGAACUUAUCAUCGGAUAAUCUCGACGCCAAAUCGUUCCUGAUGCGACACAGUUUUAUGCUACGAAAACGUAACACUUCUCAUAUUCACACUAACCUACCGUCCCAAAGCACAUCAACUGUACUGAGAAUGCAUCGCGGUCCGACCAUACGUCGCAAUAACAAUACGAACCUCACUAAUCGAUACCAUCACCAACAACCCAGCGCGAUGCAAAAUGAUUCAGUUGAACACAAUCCAUCAACUAAACACUUAAAGAGUCAUAAUGAUAUCGCAAUCAAAUCCAAAUCGAACCGCCUCAGUCCGAAUGUUCACAACAAAUCGAAUCAUCUCAUACAACGUCUAAUCUAUCGUAAGCAUCGCGAUAACGCCAUGUACGCAUACGAAAGGCACCUCUCGACCGAGAUCAAAGCAGCGAAGACGGUUGCGAUCGUGACCGGAUGUUUCAUCUUCUGCUGGCUUGGUUUCAGCAUUUUGUACGGGUUUGCCAUCCAGACAACGCCCGUGAUAUGGUCGAUUCUCUUCUGGUUGGGAUACCUCAACUCGGCACUCAAUCCAAUCAUAUACACGGUUUUCAACAGAGAAUUUCGAACGUGUUUCAAGCGCUUAUUGACGUGCAAUCAAUUCGCUUCUCAACACAGCCACAUGCAGUCACAUGUCGUGAGUUACUGUGUUGUAUCCUUUCAUUAA
Anisakis simplex (herring worm) is the source of this 1179-nucleotide messenger RNA. The record is from the annotation of a GenBank genome assembly. NCBI's taxonomy places the organism in Eukaryota, Metazoa, Nematoda, Chromadorea, Rhabditida, Anisakidae.